Messenger RNA from Silurus meridionalis, 3051 nucleotides. RefSeq names its product kelch-like ECH-associated protein 1a (gene keap1a). The coding region runs from base 986 to 2779 and encodes 597 amino acids. The record is from RefSeq and is a predicted model, not a curated record. Gene Ontology annotation, molecular function: protein binding. Lineage: Eukaryota; Metazoa; Chordata; Actinopteri; Siluriformes; Siluridae. The transcript is spliced from 7 exons.
UGGUCCACUUAGUGCACUCAUCUAGGGAUCCCGGAGUUAUUCUGGAUAGGUAUUCUGCACGGGUAUUCGGAAUGAUCCUAAAAUAAAGUCCAGAAUUAGGCUCGGAUUCGCAUUUGGAUCCUAAUUUGUUCCCAAAACUGAAAAAAACAUUUACUUUAAAGUUGUCAAUGUUAAAGCUUUACUUCCGGGUUUUGUAUAGUGGUGGUGGUGGUGGUGGUGGAGGAGGAGGCUGUGGAGAUGGUGCUGGAGGAAGGACGAACAGAAGAGCGCGCGUGCGUGAGUGUGUGUGCGCGCGCUGACGCAGCUGAACACGGCCGAGUUGCACAGUCAUGCUGAUGUGGAUCGGAUCAAUGGCACGCCACUAAACAGCUGGAUGUGGAAAAAAAAUAGAGCGCGCACUUUGUUUUGCUCGGCUAUUUUGUUUCCUUGUUAUGUCGCGGUGUUAAAAAAAAAAAAACGGCUUCACUUCCGGAAGUUUUAGCAUUGCCAGGACCGGAUUAAAAGAGAACUUCUUCACGAUGUUCUUCACACUUUAGUGCUUCUGGAUCAUAGAAACCCUCUGGACUCUGAAUGGAAAUAACUCUAGAGAUCAGUUUUUUUCUGGAUCAUGCACACCUAAUCAGAGGGCAUAACAUCACAGAACCACACUUAAAGAAAAUGAGCCAAAACCAAGAAGACUUUUUGCGGAUUUAGUAUAUGUGACAUCUAGUUCUUUUGAUGCCCUUUUGAGUUUUUUUUCUUGGUAUCUUUGUGAUAUUCACACAGUAUUUGGUCUGGAUCGUUAAACAAUGCCUAUUUGGUCUGAGAGAGACCCCAGUCAUGAUGGAUUUCGAGUCAGACAAAAAAAGAAUGGCUUCCUAUCUCCCAAUGACUACCAAUUGUGUCUGUAUUAUUUCAUGACACGUGGUUGGAUCUAGACUAUUUUGCCUCUUUAGACUCUAGACCCUAUAUCCUGUAAAACCGAAUUACAACCCAGGCUUGGAGAAUGAUAUGUCCAAGAAAGAAGAGGCCUACCAAAGAUGAAGAUUUCUCAGCCAUCGUGGUGCCUUCAAUGAAAGGCCAUGGCUAUCUGGACUACACCAUUGAGAGUUACCCUUCCAGAGCUCUUCAAUUCAUCGAUGAGUUGCGGCAACACGGACUGCUCUGUGACCUGGUACUUCGAGUGACGUACAAAGAUACGAUAGUGGAUUUCAAGGUCCACAAACUGGUUCUGGCAGCCUGCAGCCCAUACUUUAAAGCCAUGUUUACCAGCAACUUCAAGGAGUGCCAGGCCUCAGAGGUGACUCUCAAGGAUGUUUGCCCUCAGGUGAUCAGCAGGCUAGUGGACUAUGCAUAUACCUCUCGCAUCACAGUAGGGGAAAAGUGUGUGCUGCAUGUCCUGUUGGCUGCCAUGCGCUUCCAAAUGGAGGACGUGGCAAAAGCAUGCUGUGACUUCCUGAUCAAGAACCUAGAGCCCUCAAACGUUAUUGGAAUUGCCCGAUUUGCAGAGGAGAUUGGCUGUGUUGAGCUGCAUCAACGUUGUCGAGAGUAUAUCAACAGUCACUUCAGUGAGGUGACCAAAGAAGAAGAGUUCUUCAGCCUGACACACUGCCAACUGUCAGAGCUGAUCAGUCAAGACAGUCUGAAGGUUCUGUGUGAGACUGAAGUCUACAAAGCCUGCAUUGACUGGGUGCGUUGGGAUGCAGAGGCUCGCUCUCAAUACUUCCAUGCUCUGCUAAAUGCUGUUCAUAUCUAUGCCUUGCCUGCCAAGUUCCUUAAGAGGCAACUGCAGUCAUGCCCCAUCUUGAGCAAGGCCAACUCCUGCAAAGACUUUCUCUCCAAAAUCUUCCACGAUAUGACCCUCCGCAAGUACCUGCCCCCUACUCCAUACCGAGGCACUAAGUUAAUCUACGUGUCUGGAGGUUACAAGCAGCACUCGUUAGACUCCAUGGAGGCCUUUGACCCACGAAACAACACCUGGCUGAAACUGGCACCGAUGGAGCAACCCUGCAGUGGCUUGGGGGCAUCUGUACUAUUUGGACUCUUUUACACUGUGGGGGGUCGAAACCUCUCACUGCAGAGCAAUACAGACUCUGCAACGCUGUCCUGCUACAACCCCAUGACCAAUCAGUGGACCCGGCUGGCUUCACUUAACACAGCUAGAAAUAGAGUGGGGACUGGGGAGCUCGAUGGAAGCAUUUAUGCUUUUGGAGGAUCCUAUGGCUCCACACAUCACAACACAGUGGAGAGGUACGAUCCGGAGACAAACAGGUGGACUUAUGUGGCACCAAUGUCAGUAGCACGCCUGGGAGCUGGUGUAGCAGCGUGUGGGGGAGCUCUGUAUGUGGUGGGGGGCUUUGAUGGCCAAAACCGUUGGAGAACAGUGGAACGUUACCAACCAGACACCAACACUUGGCACCAUGUAGCACCUAUGCACACUGCACGAAGUGGUUUAGGUGUGGUGUCUAUAGAUUCUUACCUCUACGCAGUGGGUGGUUAUGAUGGCCAAAGGCAACUCAACACUAUGGAGAGAUACAACGUAGCUAGAGAUGUUUGGGAGCCCUUGGCAUCCAUGGUCCACAGUCGAAGUGCCCACGGAAUCACGGUCUACCAUGACAAAAUCUUCGUGUUCGGUGGUUUCAACCAGAGCGGCUUCCUGUCCAGUGUGGAGAGUUACUGCCCAGGAAGUAACCAGUGGACGUACGUGACUGACAUGCCAGUGGGACGGAGUGGGAUGGGAGUGGGUGUAACCAUGGAGCCGUGCCCAGGCUGUCUUCCUGAGGAGGAAGACGAUGAAUGAAGUGGACUUGGAACCGUGCAACCUCAUCAGAGAUUAGUGCCUGUCCCCUUGAAGUCAGGCAUAUUCGAGACUUCUAGCUUUUGUUCAGUGGCAGUAUUUGAAAACGUAGACCGUGUUGGUUUGUGUGUUAUGGAGAUUACUGGACUGCAAACUUGUCCUAAUAAGCUGGGAUUCCUGUGUGAUUAAAAUAAGAAUUAAAAUUGUGGUCUGUAUAUUUGCAGAUUUUUUAUAAGAAAAAUGUGUAAUCUAUCAGAUAAAUAUUUUGAGUGCUA